CCAGGGAUUUUAAGUGUGAGAACAUUACUUUUCUUUGGAUUACUUAUAUUACCUGAGACAAAUACACUUGGUUUAUUUGUAGUGUGUGACAACAUUACUUUUCUUUGGCUCAUGGUGACAACACUGCUCAUCACUUGAGACAUACACAAUUGAUAUAUUUGUAUUAUUUUGGUCAAAUUAUCCCCCACUGAGAAACUUUUUGUAUCUGUCCUCUGCAUGGGUCACAGAUGUUAUAUUAAUCUUUUUUCUAGAUAAUGAUUCAAGUUUGGUUGAACCACCAGCUGGACUUCAGUGGUUCUUUGAUAUGCCCGCGUUUGAGAACACUUGUUUCCUUUGGUGGCCAUACAUAGUGGAAAGAAGUUUUGCUGGAAUUGUAGGUUUUUUCAAUUGUUCAAGUAUCUUCUAUCCCUAAUGACUGGAGUUUGGUUCUGGCCAGGGCUAAAUUGGGAAAAUCUUCUCUUUUGGGCUUGCACUGUUAGGGCUAUCCUUUCUCUGAUGAACGUGUUUUUCUUUUCAUUGAGAAGCUUUGUCAAUAAAAGAACUAUGUGGUCAGAAGGAUUUUUGCACUAUAUUUGGGAAGAAGACUGAAGAAAAUGAGACAAAUUUUAGAUUUUUGCUCUCUUAUCACAAAAUUUUGAUUUUUUUUUUUUUUUCAUUUUCCAUUUAAAUCCCGUUCCUCUUUUCUUCAUUUUUCAAGUAUAGCCUUUAGAGUUCAUUCCUUUAUUUUGUACCAUUGACUAGGAUGUAUUCAGAGUCCUAGAGUGAACAAAGUUGACAGGUUUGCGAAGGGCUUCUAAAUUCUUGCAGAUGCUCACGGUGGUGGCUUAUUGCUCCAUGUUUGUGUCCCAAGUCUUUCACAUGACAUUACUUGCUUGAGUGGUCUCUCAAUUUUCCUGUAUGAUACUAACACCAUGCUUGUUGUGAAUUGAAUUGCGAGACCAAUUAUAAUUCCUGUCCCACCUUCAAAUGGUACCUGGAUAUUUUGCAAAGGAGCAAACUCAGUGUUGCAAUCAUUUUUUACCAAGUAGUCAUGUUCUCAGGACAAACUUGUGCUUUGUGCACUUAUUUACGGAAUUUAUCAUUAUAUUCUUCUUUUUCAGUGUUGUCUGAUUUUGUUAACUCUAUGGAUGUCAUUGCAGACCUUUGGGGUUCACUGGUGUCCAUAUGGGCAAUUACCGAGGUUGCCUUCUUUUGAUGAGGGGGAAAUUUCAGCACCUGCAUAUAAUGAUCUCCGGGUGCAUCAUGCUAUGUUUUCUGAGCAAUCCUCUGUGUCAUCUGCUGCUCAUCCCUGUCCGUACAUUGCUUAUUUCGGGCCAAUUCACCCCUCCACCUCUAGUUCCAAUGGGAGCAUUCCAGAUGGUACAAACUUUAGUAACCCUUGGAAUGGCCCAUCGUUACCUAGUGAAGUUCCAAAUUCUUAUGCCUUUCCCGCCAUGGAUGUUCAAUUUCAUAGCUGGGACCAAUCUCCUUUCUCGACCAGCAGCAGGCGUAUUGGUAAUGCUGAUCAACCUUCAAUUCCACCUACUACUGUUCAGCGGUCCUCUAGGACAAACUCUGAAUUAACAAGACCCACAUCGUUUAUGCAUCCGUUCCUUGUUGGCCACAGUUCGGGGGCUAGAUCUGGGAGCUCAGUACCAUCAUCGCUGAUUCCUCCCUAUACGGGCAGCAAUGCUCGAGCUAGAAAUAGAGGCCAAGCUCUGCCGGCAUUCUACCAGCAACAACCUAGUCAUUCUCGCACGCCAAUUGCUCCUGGGACUCGGCGAUCUACAACUCACAGAGGAAUGAGUCACAUGGGUUCAGUGGCCUCCUCGUCAUCUGAACAGAGCAACGGCUUCUAUUUUAUUCCGGCAAGUUCCUCAGGCACAAACUUUCAAGAACCUGAAAACCCUCUAUCCGGUCGUUUUCACGCGUGGGAGAGGGAUUAUUUGCAAUCAUUCCAACCGAGCCAGGUUGAUAGAGAGUCGACCAUCUGGCAUUUCCACCAGCCUGCGAGUGGAUCAGAACCAGGCAUCAGGUCCAACAGUUUCCGCCUAAGGCACGGGUCUGAGAGGACUCCUCACUCAUAGACUUAAACGUUAUCCCUUUUCCCCCAUGAAGCUAAAGCUAAAACUGCAAGUACACUAUGAGUCAGAACUGAUAUGUAUGCUUGAACAAUACUUCAUGCUUGCUGUCUGUGAGUCUUAUUCCAAUCAGACUCUUAAUCUGUGGGGUGGCCAAGAAAAAAACAAUCUUUUGGUAAGCGACGUCCAUGCAGUGCCGUGGUGGACUGUUUUAAGUUUCUUUAAAUACUCUUCUUAUUCAAGAUCUGCCAAAAAGAAAAUGAGAUAAAGCUCCGGGAACGCCUGGUGUGGGACCUAGUACCCGGGAAUUUCCAGCCUCAUCACGGAGUGGAGGAAGGAUUUUUAGGUGCAAAGUGGACGGGUGACUCCUCGCCAAAACUAUGUCGGGCUGGGCAGGCAUAGUUACUAGAUCUACCCCAGGGAAAAAAGAAGGCUAGAAUACCCACCGGAGAACCGGAUUGGCAAGAAAUGUGAAGGCCUUGGAAGUGUUGUAGUUCAUAUGGGAUGUUGCUUGAUCUAUGUUUUGGGGAUUUGCGGUUUGCAAUGUGUUUGGGAAGUGCCCUUUUGUUUGCAGAUCAGGGAAAUAAAAAUGAACUCAUGAUCUCAGUUGUGCAGUGAUUUCUGCGUCAAACAUUUCUAGCAAUUCUAUUGCUUUCCCUUU
Eucalyptus grandis is the source of this 2721-nucleotide messenger RNA. Its product is annotated as E3 ubiquitin-protein ligase RFI2. The transcript has 4 exons. Bases 1128 to 2066 code for a protein of 312 amino acids. The record is from RefSeq and is a predicted model, not a curated record. NCBI's taxonomy places the organism in Eukaryota, Viridiplantae, Streptophyta, Magnoliopsida, Myrtales, Myrtaceae. Gene Ontology annotation, molecular function: ubiquitin-protein transferase activity.